This is a messenger RNA of Cuscuta campestris, 894 nucleotides long. NCBI's taxonomy places the organism in Eukaryota, Viridiplantae, Streptophyta, Magnoliopsida, Solanales, Convolvulaceae. The record is from the annotation of a GenBank genome assembly.
GAUACUGCUGCUGCUUUACCCGCAGGGGAGCCUGAAUCAUCAUUGUUGAUGAUGAAGGAUGUGUGGAUGGAUCCAUGCAUAGAAUUUGCCAUAAAAACUCUAACCGGUGCAAUCCCAUGCAUUGGAGAAGAAGAGAACAAGGCUGACAAGAUGACUCCACAGUCAUCCCUCAGUUCAUCUGCUGGAAAUCUACAGUCCCGUGUGGAGGAGUUGCCUUUUGGUGGAGGAGGCGUAUUGGCAUUAGAUCCAUGCAUCGAAUUUGCUGCAAAGAUCCUUACUGGUGAAAUACCGAUAAGUGUUGAUGAAUGUUCACCUGAGAAGCCUUUAUUCAAGCAGCAGCAGCAACAGAAAUGCUGGCUUACUAAAUUUGGUUCAAACCAACCGAUUGGUGUGUCUGUUGUUAGCAUUCUCUAUUCAAAAUCCUGUCAAGACAGAAUUGUUAGGCAGUUUGUUAUAAAACUAAGCAGCAGCAGCAGGGGGUGGUGGUGGUGGGGGAAUGGGGCAAUGGGGGACGAGCAACCACAACAAGAAGAGUGUGCAAUAGUGAAGGCACUAAUCUCUGCUUGUUCAAGCUUUGUGAUGUAUGGAGCACCAGACCCUAUCCCGGGUUCUCCUUGCUGCGUUGCCAUGCUCAGCCUAAGCAAUGUGGCUGACUCCACCGAUAACCGCCAGAACGUGUGCAGGUGCAUGAUGGACCUCAUCACCACCUACAACCCCAAUGCCACUUCCAUUGCCACUCUCCCUGGCUUUUGUGGUGUCUCUCUUGGCUUCAUCAUUGAUCCUAACACUGAUUGUGAAUAUAUUGGAUGAACGUCUUGGACAACCUUCGUUCUUUUGAGGUCAAAUGAGCCAGAGACUGCUGCUUCCAAGAUAAACCAAGCAAGGACAUAGCGG